Molecule: messenger RNA, 3667 nt
Organism: Acanthopagrus latus (yellowfin seabream)
Lineage: Eukaryota; Metazoa; Chordata; Actinopteri; Spariformes; Sparidae
Gene: cab39l
Product: calcium binding protein 39-like
Exons: 9
Coding region: 42-1046 (334 amino acids)
Biological process (GO): intracellular signal transduction
Molecular function (GO): protein serine/threonine kinase activator activity
Source: RefSeq, a predicted model, not a curated record
UAUUCCCACUGAAGGUCCCGAGGCGAGUGUGUGUCCCCAUCAUGCCGCUGUUUGGUAAAUCCCACAAGAAUCCGGCGGACAUCGUCAGGACCUUGAAGGAAAACCUGGCCAUCCUGGUCAAGCAGGAUAAAAAGACGGACAAGGCGUCUGAGGAGGUGUCCAAGUGUUUAGUUUACAUGAAGGAGAUCCUGUACGGCAGCAACGAUAAGGAGCCUCACACCGAGACGGUGGCCCAGCUGGCCCAGGAGCUGUACAACAGUGGCCUGCUGAUCUCGCUGGUAGAAAACCUGCAGGUCAUAGACUUCGAGGGGAAGAAGGAUGUGUGUCAGAUCUUUAACAACAUCCUGAGGAGGCAGAUCGGGACGAGGAGCCCCACUGUUGAAUAUUUUGGCUCCCACCAGGAGGUCCUCUUUAUACUGCUGAAAGGGUACGAGACGCCUCAGGUAGCGUUGAAUUGUGGGAUUAUGCUGAGGGAGUGCAUCCGCCACGAGCCGCUCGCCAGGAUAGUCCUCCACUCGGAUCAUUUCCACAGUUUCUUCAACUACGUGGAGAUGUCCACCUUCGACAUCGCCUCCGACGCCUUCGCCACCUUCAAGGAUCUCCUGACAAGACACAAAGCGCUCGUGGCCGAAUACCUCGAACAGAACUACGACGCUGUGUUUGCAGACUACGAGAAGCUGCUGCACUCUGAGAACUACGUCACCAAGAGGCAGUCUCUAAAGCUCCUGGGCGAGCUCUUAUUGGACCGACACAACUUCACAGUGAUGACGCGCUACAUCAGCAAGCCCGAGAAUCUCAAGCUGAUGAUGAAUCUGCUAAGAGACAAGAGUCCCAACAUCCAGUUUGAGGCCUUCCAUGUCUUCAAGGUUUUUGUAGCGAACCCCAACAAGACGCAGCCCAUCGUCGACAUCCUGCUCAAGAACCAGACCAAGCUCAUCGACUUCCUGAGCAACUUCCAGAAGGACCGCACGGACGACGAGCAGUUCAACGACGAGAAGACCUACCUAAUCAAACAGAUCCGGGAUCUGAAGAAACCGGCCUCCUAGAGAAGCGUCCCCCUCCCCGCCCCCUACCCCGACUUUUUAUUGAUAGGAAGACAUACAGUAGAAAAAAAACACAUUAACAAUAACGGUAAUUCUAUUUAAAGACAAAAAAAAAAUCUUCAAGACGUCUUCAUUCUCUCUGUUGCUUCAUUUCAACUGUGUGCAAGAGUAGUUCUCGAUCACUGAUCUUUCUUUUGUAAAUUUUUCUCAUGAAACCUUUUUUUUCUUCUUUUUUUUUCAUCUGUAGCAUGUAGUGCCACAACUCAUGGUGUUGGAGGCAGCUGAUUUGCUCUGCUGGGAGAGCCGGCGGUUAAAAGCUUCGGCUGAAGUGGUCCAGUGGCUGUCGUACAGAACAGACCGGAUCUGUUAGUUUCCUCACACACGUCGAUUUCUAAGUGUUUCAAUGAAGUAGCUGCAAAUUAAAAAAAAGAAGUACUUUUUUUUUUUUUUUUAGCUCAACUUGCUUAUUUCUCACAGUGUCAUGAAAGACAACAUAACUUAGCGUUGCCAAUUCAACGAGGGAAACGAUGGAAGCAGUUUUCUGAAGUCGCGAGCACUAUACGGUAUAUAAAUGCUGAUCUGUCGCUGAUAAUAGCUUUCCAAUAUCACAGAGUUUUGGCAGUCGUUCGGCAGGUCGCUGCAGAUGUUAUCUUAUUGUGUACUGGAGCCUUAAAAGGUGCCGUUUAGAAGUUAUUGGAUUGUUGAGUCUCAUUCUCAGGUCAGCAGAUACAAAUGCUUUGGUUUGGUGGGUCGGGCUGGACCCCAAAGCCCUAGGCAUCGGUAUUUGACGUCCCAGAAAGAAUCAACCGUCUCCACAAUUGCACCAUUAAAGGAAGAGUUCACCCCAAAGUCAUAAAAUCCAUAUUUUUCCUCUUUCCAAAAACAAGGUUUCUUGAGUGACCAGGUCAUGAUUUCUGGAAAGAGAUGUUUCAAAUGUAGUUUUUUUGCGGUUCGAGCACCACAAGCCAAACCCGGUAACUCCCACCAAAACACUGUGCGGUAGCAGAUAAGCAGCCCGACACAUUAGAGGGAAAAUAUGUAUUUUUGGAUUUCGGGGUGAACUGUCCCAUUAAGUUUCAGUUCAUCCAUGACUGGUUAUGUUCUCCAUCUUCCGGCGUGACCGAAAACGAGAUCUGUUUCCCGGUUGAGGCGCGUCCACUCCCAAAUAAGCUUGAGUAAGACUGAGAACAAAGAGAGGGACGACUGGUUUUAUUCUCUGUCGCCCAAAAAUUGCCAAGGACAAGAAGUACCUGUAGGAAUAUUUGAAAAGUUUGAAAUGAAGGGCCUUUUUUUCAAAAUUGUAUUGUGACAUUGGGCUGCUAUCGGUACAGUAAGCUUAAAUCAUUGCGAUCACUGGUUCUCUUUGCUGGUGGCUAAUAGCACUUUCUGUAUGAUAAAAAUAAUAAUAAUAUGAUGAUUCAAGUGUUUUUUUUUUUUGUUAAUCUUAAAAUGAUCACUGUUUUCUCACUGCUUGAUGGUAUUUUCUUUUUAUAUAUAUAUAUAUAUAUAUAUAUAUAUAUAUAUAUAUAUAUAUAUAUAUAUAUAUAAUUUCAUUUCCUGUCAUGUACAGUUUAUGGUUUGCACACCUGAAGCGAGUGUCAUUUGCGAGUGAGAACACUGAACACGAACAGGAGGCACCUCGCCGUGUCGAGGCGAGAGGAGAGCACGGCUGUGAAGGCGGCUGUUUUUCUGUUUUUUGUGUCACUCCAAUAUAUUUUUUUUUUCUUUCUGUACUGUAACGAGUGUUCUGAACCGACACGGAUCUGAUGUUAACACGUGAGAAGAAUCAGAGGUGCCUUUUUGGUUUGGUGUUUGUUUUUCCCCCCCCCCUCUCCCUUUGUCUUUUCUUUUUUGUAUUUUCAUUAUCUUUCUAGGGGGAGCUUAAUCAUUGUGUUAAUGAAAAUAUGAUCUGGACAGAACAUAUUUGUUGUGAUUAAGCAGUGAACCUCUUAACUCACUAUAUUUGAGUUACGCUGUCAAAGGAACAUUUUAAACUUUUUUUUUUUUUUUUGCAGCUGAUUGGUUGCCCAUGUGUACAGACCAGGGGCCACAUAUUCACUUUGAGUUUGUUGCCAAAAGCCGGGCGGAUUCAGUGUGUGAAUUACAAACUGUGUCGGCGACAAACAUACCUAGAAAGCUUGUUGCAGAGUGAGGCCAAAGUUGACCUGUGACAGGAUUUCAAUUGUGAAGGAUCGUAACUGUGAAAAAAAACAAAAGUUCACCCGAAAUUAAAAAAAAAAAAAAAAUCUGUCUAUUAUCUACUCACCUCCCGUUUGAAAUACUUCUUAAAACGGUGUUCAUUUUGUUUUUGCCCUUUAGCUCUUAAAUCGGUACAUUCCUCAUCGAUAUCUGACGUGCAUCCAUUGGCUUACUUGGAGAUGUUCAAGCUAAUGUUUCCAUUCAUUGGAGAUGAAUGAAAAAUGACACAUCUCUUCAGUCUGAACAGUUUAAAGUAAGUUUAAAGACUAACGUUUGGCUGUCACUUAUUCAAUGCAGCAAAUGUGAACAUGUACAAAAGGCAGUAGUGGAGUGCAGUAGGCUGACAGUGACAGUUGUUAACUUGUGAAUUGCUCUUCUGCUUUGUCGUUUCAUCCGGCAUAAAAGAAAAACAGAAAAAAAAAAAA